Messenger RNA from Fragaria vesca subsp. vesca, 1387 nucleotides. RefSeq lists its product as uncharacterized. Gene Ontology annotation, biological process: signal transduction. Bases 65 to 1300 code for a protein of 411 amino acids. Gene Ontology annotation, molecular function: ADP binding; protein binding. The transcript is spliced from 2 exons. Lineage: Eukaryota; Viridiplantae; Streptophyta; Magnoliopsida; Rosales; Rosaceae. The record is from RefSeq and is a predicted model, not a curated record.
GAGUAUAAGAAAGUCAAUUGUGAAGGAGUGGUCGAUAGAAAUAGGAGGUUUGACCAAUCUAAGGAUGUUGGAUCACAACGGUGGACUUAUGGCUAGAAUUCCAUCCAAGUUGAUAUCAAAGUUGCAUAAUUUAGAAGAACUGUACUUGCCAGGAUUUUGGUUGUGGGGGGUUAAAGUUAAGGGAGAAGGAGAAGAAACCAAUGCAGGCUUUGACGAGGUAACUAGCUUGACAAAAUUAAGAGUUUUGAAGGUUAGUAUGUUAGAUGUAGAAUGUAUCCCCAAGUAUGUUGAGUCCAUACCGGAUUGGGUUGAGUUUCAUAUACGUAUAGGUAAAUACGACCCAAUCAAGAUUCCAUCCCAUGAUGAGUAUGAUCGAUACGGUCAUAUUAACUCAAUAUGCUUGAAGCUUGACAUCAUCAGUCGCUUACCGGAUUGGUUUCGCAACGAGAUAAUGAAGAAAACAGAGCAUCUAGUAUGGGAAGAGGGCCGAAGGUUAAUUGACAUAUUUGUGGAAUCUGAGCAUGGGAGAUUAGAGGAGCUGAAGCAGCUUGAAAUAGUGGGUCCCGAGAGUAUCAUGGAGCCGACGAACACAAUAACAUGGGUUCCAGAGAAACCUGUGUUCGAGAAUUUGGAAGCAUUGCAUCUGCUUGAGCUGGAUUGUGCGGAGUUAUGUGCUCUUGAAGUUCUACCACCUGGGUCUUUUUUCAAUUUGAAGUUAUUGAAGGUAGAAACUUGUUACAACUGGGGGAAUAUACUUUUACCAUCUACAUUGUUACAGAGACUGCUAAAUUUGGAAGAACUAUAUUGUAAAACAAUGUACCAGAGUGAAUAUGUGUUUGGGUUUGAAGAAGCGUCACAUAUUGUGUCAAAACAAUUAAAACUGAGAAAGAUAGAAUUGUCUGAUACGGAUAUAGUAAGCCUAUGUGAUGGACCUGCUCCACCUGCAAUGUUCCAGAAUCUUCAAAGUUUCUCCAUUACAAACUGCAUGUUGCUGGGAAGUCUCUUCACAUAUGAUGUUGCUCAAUGUCUUUCUCAGCUGAAUUGCUUGGUAUUAGAGGGAUGCCUCUAUUUGGAAAAGAUUGUUGAAGCAAACAACGAGAAGAUCAUCCUUCCAAAAUUGGAGAAAUUAAGUUUGAUAGAACUUCCAAUGUUGGACUAUGAAAGUGCUACUUUUGAUAUUCAGUGUCCUUCAUUGGAAUACUUGGAAUUGUGUGACUGCCCCAAGUUUUCAGUCUCUUCCUCUGACUUCCACAGCUGGAAACAAGUCCAAGUCAAACUCAAUAGAUCGUAUAGACUGUGAAGAAGCUGAUCACAUUCAAGAAACACAAAGAGUCGACCUUCAAUGGCCACGGAGAAGAUUCUUCAUUUAAUUGUGAAGCUGUAGUCA